AUGAAAUUCAGUUAUGUGACCUUUGUGCCAAACAAACAACAACAACAACAAAAGAAGGGAAAACGACCAAAACCUCUCACCAUGGUCUCUUACUUUACAGACACUGAAAGAUUCUCCACUUCAAAUCCAUUCAAUGGUUCUUUGGAUUUAUCUCUCCAUUUCAAUGUUGAAACGAAAUUACAUUCUUCUCGAAGACAUGUUCCUCCUCCCGUUCAGAUUGUCAUUCCAUCUCUUCCACAGUCACCUUUAUCUCCACAACCAACUCAACAACCUUCCAAACCAACAAUCAAACCAAGUCAUUCAUCUGAACAUUCUCAACCAAUUCCUCCUCGUCCAAUUCCAGUCCGUUCAACAGCAGCAUCAAAAUCACAAUUCGUCAAUAAGGUUCCAUGUGAAGGUUUGACAUCCAAAACAAUUUCAUAUCAACCUCCUCAUCGAAAACCACGUUUUGCUCAUCCAAAGGAUUUGUAUGUAAAAGAAACCAUGCAAAUCAGUCAACUGCCAAGCAUGUCUCAACGCUUGACUCCAUCCACAUUUACAACCACAACCACAACAUCAACCAUUCCAUCUCCUCAAAAGUAUGAUCGAUCACUCAUGAUUGCACCCGUCAGUGCUGUCAAAGUUGAUCAUUGUCCAACAGAAAUGCCACCUUCUGGCAUCCAAAAGAUGACUGUCGUUUCAAAAACUAAUAAGGGACAACGACAAGUUGAUGAAGAAACUCUUCAAAAUUUCACUCUUCAAACUCGUCAUGAACAAACACUUUCCAACAUGAUGUCAUGUAAUUGUUCUUCAUCGAGUGAUGAAACGCCUGUUGCGAUUCCUGUUCCAAGAAAAGUGAGAACUUCCAUCUCCUUGUUCGAGUUGUUGAAUCCUGAAGACAAUGAAAGUCUUUAA
This is a messenger RNA of Naegleria fowleri, 894 nucleotides long. RefSeq lists its product as uncharacterized. The transcript has a single exon. NCBI's taxonomy places the organism in Eukaryota, Heterolobosea, Eutetramitea, Acrasida, Naegleriidae. The coding region runs from base 1 to 894 and encodes 297 amino acids. The record is from RefSeq and is a predicted model, not a curated record.